Molecule: messenger RNA, 1934 nt
Organism: Sander lucioperca (pikeperch)
Lineage: Eukaryota; Metazoa; Chordata; Actinopteri; Perciformes; Percidae
Exons: 5
Coding region: 152-1183 (343 amino acids)
Biological process (GO): response to bacterium
Source: RefSeq, a predicted model, not a curated record
UCUGAUCAGACUCAUCUUAUGCAAAAGAACAAAUCGCAAGUCUGACUGUAAACCAAGCCAGUCAGCUUAGCCAAUCACAACCAGCCUUCGUCUCCUAUAAGAGUUGGGUGCGUCCGUCAACACACAGGAUACAGACUGCAGAGCUUCAACGAUGAUGCCACUUUACAUUUUUCUUGUGCUUCUCAGUGAAAACUGUGUGGUGUCAGCUGUUAACAAGACCUCAGGUAUAACUCAGGACAGUGGAGUCAUAACAGCUAAAGUUGGGGAGAAUGUGACUUUAAAAUGCUUUUGUCGGGAUGAUGCUGUAACUUUUCUCUCUUGGUACCAGCAAAGCUUGGAAGGCAAACCUCUUAUCAUAUCAUCUCGGAUGAAGCAAAGUACCGAAGCUUCCAUCUUCCCUGCGUAUAAAGAAAGGUUUAAGGUCUUAGCACAAAGUGAAGAAGGCACCAACCAUCUCAUAAUUAAAAAUCUUCGCAUGUCGGAUUCGGCAACAUAUUACUGUGGGAUUUUAGAAUUCAACGCAAUCGAAUUCGGACAUGGAGCUUUCCUUCAUGUCAAAACACCACAGCCCAUCAUCCAAGCUGUGGUCCAUCAGCCAGCAAUGGAGCCACUCCACUUGGGAGACUCUGUGAAUUUGAGCUGUACGGUGAACGCUGGAGCAUGUGCAGGGAAUCAGAGCCUCUACUGGUUCAGACAUGGUGUGGCUCAGUCUGCAGUCAUGUAUCACAGUGCGGGACAGUGUAAACAGCUCUCCAAUGAAGAGUCUAACAUGAGCUGCACUUCAAACCUUGCUUUAAAGUCCGUGAGCUUCACCGAUGUCGGGAUGUACUACUGUGCUCUGGCCUCCUGCGGGGAUAUUGUGUUUGGAAGUGGAACGAGAGUGGAGAUUGAAGGAGUCUCCCUUCUCUUGGUUUAUAGCCUGAUUGUGGCAUUGGCAGUGUCCAUUAUCGUGCUCCUUGUCUUGGCUUUCAUCAUGUACAAGUUGAAAAAGAAGUCAUGCUCUGUCUGCAAAGGAUCUGUCACUCAUCCGGCAUGUCCCGCAGCUUCUGACGCCAUGAACCAAGAUGCAGACGUUCUCCAUUAUGCUGCUCUGGGCCUGAAAACAACCAGAGAUCGACACCGCCGAGAGGACAACGCGGAGAGUGUUUGUGUAUACUCAAGAAUAAAGAGCAGGAAAGAGUAAAGUAGGACAUUACAUUCAACCACUUCAACAAAUGAUAUCUCUUUCAUGUCAAUACUUUGCAAGACACUUCACAUGACUAAAUGUACAAUACAAUGUUGAAAUACAAUAAAAAUGUUUUUGUGAAAUGUGUUUCAUUUCAAAUAUCUUCUAAUAUAUACUGAAUACAGAUAGAGACAAAGCACGCUCAUGAAAAUCCCCUACUACGAUCUAUUAAUACAUUCUUUUGCCAGAAACGUAAGCACAGGUUGCACCUUAAAUCUAUAGCCGGUUCUCACCGUUUACCUUUCACUCCUGUGGUGAAGGUGGUGUGAACUACAGAGUGCAAGUUUCCAUUAGUGGAAACACAAGUCCUAGCAGAGCGUUUACACAGGAAGACCGGCCUGUAGCUUCCAGGCCACAGCGUGUUACACCUCAGACAGUGAACCCUAUCUCAUUGAACUUGCAAAACAAGUCUUAUGUCUUAGAUGCAGAAAGCUCGCUGUGCAUAAGAACAAGUAAAAGCAGGCAGUAUUUUCUCAUUGAAAUGAACUGAAGAACAAUAGACUUAGUGAGGUGAAAGAAGGUUUACAUACCUACAACUCUUGCAGUCCAGAUUUAUGUCUUAUCUUGUGCAAAGACUGGUCUGAGUGAAGCUUUCCAUUCAGUGGAUCCAAAUAGUGUUUUAGUCAUCAGUAACGGAAGUUUCACAAUUUCAGUUCCCUAAAACUCUUACUGUAUGUCGAAACAUAACCCAAAGAUAUGAUUUUCUAGG